AUGCGACUCCCCUGUCCCCAAGGUCAGACGGCAUCGGCCGCUCUGGUCGUCAUAGCCAUCUGGGCCACUGCCCUCGCUCUGCUACAGAUCGCCGAUGCUGCACCUGCGGGCGUCGCCGAUUUCAGCCGCCUCUUCGGGCACCCUCAGCCGGUCCGCGACGUCAUGGAUGAGCUGAGUCCGAUCUUUGGGCAUGCUCGGUCGAGCCCGGAUGUGACUUUGCAGGCGCAGCCGAGCGCCUUCGGCUAUGGCAUGGCCUCGUCCAGCCCGGCUGCCCAACCUGCUCAGGAAGCCGUCUACCAUCAUGUCCAGCCGGGGCAGUUCUGGGGACCGCACCCCUACAGCCCUGAACAAGCGCAUCAUCCGACGUCGAAUGACGUCCACGUCUUCCACGAGGCAGGGCCAUACGGCGCGCACCGCCAGCAAGGCGUCUACCAUCCGGCCCCUCAGUAUGGCUACCCCUACGAUACCUCGCGCCAGCAGCCCGACCCUUCCUCGACGUGGGCAGACGUCGCCUCUUCCCACGCCUCUCCUCCGCUGUACGACGCUCAGCCGCACGUUCUUGGACCUUCGCGAUUCGCUUCAUCGUCCCAAGGACAACCCUCGGUCGUGUGGCCUGAUGCCGCUCUAGCUUCGCAGUCCGACCCUUUCAGUGGACACCAGGCGCCUGCUGAGCUUCGGUCCGCCGUCGACGUCCCGCAGCGUCCCGAUCGCGCUCCACGAAAGCCAUCGGAAGGCGAAACUCGGCCUCGACGCAAGCAGAGGAAGCAUCAAGCACCUAUGAGCCACGCCGAUCAAGCCGCCUUUGAAGAGCGCGUUGGUCGCAUCGAGCAGAUGCUCUCGAGCCGCCCCCUGCACCCUACACCCGAGUACCUGCUUUGGGAAGGCGGCGAGCUGCUCGACUUCAGCCUUUACCGAGCGGGCAGAGAGAAGCUCGCGACGAUUGGCGACGCCACGCUGCGGCGCUGGCUCCAGGACGUCCUCGCCAUCCGGCUGGAGCUCGUGCGCACGCGCCAUCCGCGCAGCAUCUGGGCUCUGGUCGACAUCGAGGUGAUCGAGGACGCGCGCGGUCCGCAGGCGGUCCACACUUCCACCAACAUGCACGCCAAGCGCCAGGGCGUGCGGGUGCAGCCGGCGGAGCGCGGUGCGUUUGACGUCGUCGACGAUCCGUUCGCCGACUUCCAGGUGGGCGACUACCGCAUCGAGGUCCUCGUGCGCCGCGGCGGCAACGUCGUCGUCAGCCCCGAAGGUCGCUCGUACAACGUCGUCGCACUGCCCACCGGAGGCGCCCCGGGCCGCAUCGCUAUCGGGACGCUCAGGAUCCAGCAGAGGAUCCCGACCGAGGAGCCUCGCAUCCUCCGUCCCGACGAGCAGCUCGCCCAGGGCAACUUCUUCUUCUGA
Molecule: messenger RNA, 1398 nt
Organism: Pseudozyma flocculosa PF-1
Lineage: Eukaryota; Fungi; Basidiomycota; Ustilaginomycetes; Ustilaginales; Ustilaginaceae
Exons: 1
Coding region: 1-1398 (465 amino acids)
Source: RefSeq, a predicted model, not a curated record